AUGGGUAUUGAUAUUCGGUCCUUGAUCUUUACUCCAAAUUUGGGGAUUCCAUUGGGGCUAAUUUCUAAUUUUAAAGAACUUCACGACCACCAACUUCCAAAAUUUACAAAGAGAAGUAAGAAAACCCGUUUACGGUUUAUCUCUCUCUUUCAUGGGCUUGGAAAUUGGAAUCCGCACUCUCCUCGCACUUCUUUACCAACCCAGAAAACAAGAAGGGAUCUUCCGCUGCAAUUGCCUCAGGUUAAGAUGUCUCUCUGUUUCAGAGAGGCUAACUCCUGCGUUGAUGCUCUAGCGAAAUUGGGAGCUUCUAUCUCUGAUGGUAACACUCGUUUUGUAACCCCUCCCCCUGAAGUUAUUCCCCUUUUGCAAUUUGAAUUCCUGGGAAUGUAUGGUAAUAGGCUAUGUCCUACUGCUUGUGGAACAACUUUGGUUAAUCUAUAAAUUGAUCCCAUAUUUACCAUAUGUAUAUUUCAAUGUGUUAGAAUUAAAAUAACAAUUGACAUUAAA
Messenger RNA from Quercus lobata, 507 nucleotides. RefSeq lists its product as uncharacterized. The coding region runs from base 1 to 441 and encodes 146 amino acids. The record is from RefSeq and is a predicted model, not a curated record. The transcript is spliced from 3 exons. NCBI's taxonomy places the organism in Eukaryota, Viridiplantae, Streptophyta, Magnoliopsida, Fagales, Fagaceae.